GCGGAGCCUCCGCUGCCGAGCCGCCGGGUGAGGCGACGGCCGCGACCACGACGACGACGACGAUGUGGUUCAUGUACGCGCUGAGCUGGCUCGCGCUCCUCAUCCAGGCCGCCUUCGUCACCCUCGGCAUCGCGGCUGGCUUGUACUACUUGGCGGAGAUGAUAGAAGAGUACACAGUAGUCACUAGCAGAAUCAUCAAGUACAUGAUUUGGUUCUCCACAGCUGUGCUGGUCGGACUGUACCUCUUCGAACACUUCCCAGCCCUCAUGGUUGGUGUGGGCCUCUUCACCAACCUCGUCUAUUUUGGAUUACUACAGACGUUCCCCUUCAUUAUGCUGACCUCUCCAAACUUCAUACUGUCCUGCGUGCUGGUUGUGCUGAAUCACUACUUAGCUUUCCAGUAUUUUGCAGAAGAGUACUAUCCGUUCUCAGAGGUCCUUGCCUACUUCACCUUCUGCCUGUGGCUAAUCCCCUUCGCGUUCUUUGUUUCCUUGUCAGCUGGGGAAAAUGUGCUGCCUUCCACAGUGCAGCCUGGAGACGACGUGGUGUCGAACUACUUCACCAAAGGGAAGCGGGGGAAGCGCUCCGGCAUCCUGGUCAUCUUUUCGUUCGUCAAGGAAGCCAUCCUGCCAAGCCGCCAGAAGAUGUAUUGAUCCCCGCCCCUCCAUGUCUUCUGUUCUCCCGUGAACACUCUCAUCCAAACGGAGCGUGAGGUUCCGGCGCCUCGGCGUUCACCUCUCCCUUACGACUGUCCAAAAGGACACGUUUGGGACAUGCUGGGCAAGAAACAACAGGCGUUGAUCGCCCACGCUCUGGGAAGGUGCCCUUUGGACCACUCUGGCUUUGCUAGUCCGCUUGUGAGGUGGGUGUGGCCAAGGAAGGCGAUGGCCUUCUGGAACUUUGGAUCCUGCCUCGGCUGCACUUUGGAUGGAGCCCGAUGCUGAGCUGCCAUCCAUUGUUCCUAUUGAAAGCCAAAACAUUUCCACAAAAGGUGCUUCAUUCAUGGAUGUGUCUUCCUUGGUAUGAAGUGUUCAAGGCUGAAUGGGGGUUUUACGCAGAUUUACGAUCAAGGCACAAAGACCUUCCUGCCGCUAGAAUUUUUCCAGUGUGUCUCUGUAGAAAGCGAGGGAGACUGGACUUCCAUAAGGCACUUGUAAAAUAUGUACCUGACGUGGUGGAGAGAUGGACAGAGGGUCUGGCUCCUGCCUCCAUUUUGGGUGACAAAUCUGGGAUCUGCAUUCGUGUUAAUCGAUACUGGCCUCGAGGAUCAGGAAGUAGGAAUCCCUUCUACUCCCAUUUUCACCAGGCUUCUCCUUCUCAGGAUGAUUCAGGCCUCUGUAGACUUUUUAAAAUUGGGCGAUCUAGAGAUGAUUAUUUGCACAGAUUUUCUAGAUUUCCACUGUUCCUUCAGCAUUUGAGUUGUAUAAAUGAAAAGCCCUGUUCAAAAAGGAAGAUUGCAGGCAUAUAUCCCUCUCUUGCAAAGGUUUCACUAACUUGGACCUGGCUGUGAUGAGUGAAAAUCAAGGAGCACAAGUACCAGAGAAUAGUGGGGGAAGAACAGUUCGUUUGCAAAGAAAUAACAAGGUGCCGGAACGGGAAGGGCUUUUUUUUAGCAGCUGGUUCGUCUGAUUGCGGGCGGCUCCCGCCUCCGUGUUCUGGAUUGCCUUAUGAAAGGUUCCACCAGGCAAUGAGAAGGGUCAGAGCCACUUCAGCUGCUGAAAGGAAGGCAGUUGCUACACACCACGGUGCAGAUGCUGACAAGAUCAUUUUGUUCUCUCUCUGAAAUUGAAUGGAAGUUUGCUUUCUGUAUCAGCACACAAUCCGUGUUAAUAAAGGUGUUAGGUAAAAAUUUGCCUUAAAAGCAA
Elgaria multicarinata webbii is the source of this 1865-nucleotide messenger RNA. RefSeq names its product testis expressed 261 (gene TEX261). Bases 63 to 653 code for a protein of 196 amino acids. Gene Ontology annotation, biological process: endoplasmic reticulum to Golgi vesicle-mediated transport. The transcript is spliced from 6 exons. Gene Ontology annotation, molecular function: COPII receptor activity. The record is from RefSeq and is a predicted model, not a curated record. NCBI's taxonomy places the organism in Eukaryota, Metazoa, Chordata, Lepidosauria, Squamata, Anguidae. Gene Ontology annotation, cellular component: endoplasmic reticulum membrane; COPII-coated ER to Golgi transport vesicle; Golgi membrane.